UUCUCACUGCACUGGAGCAGCACAUGAACUCAUCUCAUAUUUGGCUUAGAGUCAAACUAUAUGAUCAAUCUGUUAAAGGUGAUACAUCUUAAUUUAGAACAAACCCACAGUUUAAAAAGAAAAUCCACUGGGUCCAAAUUCAACUAGGCAACAGCACUUCUUUCAAAUUAUUCGACUUCCCUCCUCCGAUCCUUUUCCCUUCAUUUUUGCAAUUUUGAUUCCCGAAGUGGCUCCGAAGUGGUGUUGCGGCUCCUCGUCCCCGGCGGAUCCGGAGAUUGGAGUCUCUGCACCGGGAGGAGGCGGAGUCGGACCUCCGGCCACACCGCAGGCUCCCAAGAGCGGCCGCGUCAAAAGGAUGGUGCGACUGGCGGCGGAACUGCUGCUGCUCCUGGGACUUCUACUCCUUACCUUGCACAUCACAGUGCUGCGGAGCAGUCCGCUGCCCCAGGGGAAUGUAACUCUGAGUCUGGACUCAGCACUUACAGAGAACAACAUAAAUGCAAAAAGCAGCUCCUCUGUCCAGCUGGCUCCUGAAGACCGGAGGUCUGGUCCAGAACACCGGCUGGCCCUGCCCUGGGCGAAAGGCAGCAACGUACACAGGGACGGUCCCGGCACUUUCCUGCUAGAUCUGCACAAUUUCCCCGACCUCUCCAAAGCCGAUAUCAAUGGACAGAAUCCCAACAUACAGGUGACCAUAGAAGUGGUGGAUGGACUGGAGGGCCAUGAGCCGGAGAAAGGCCUCCGCAAGGAAAGCAAACCCAACUGGGCUUCUCCUAACUGGAGAAACUGGUGGCCUCAUACUUCUUCAUCCUCCUCCUCCUCCUCCUCCUCCUCCACCACUCAUCAAACGGAGGAGCACGAUCGCUCCUAUGGGACCAACAGUGAAGACAGCAACUUCCUCAGGCCGCCGCCAGACUGGGACAGGAGAGGAGGCACUGGGGGAGGGAGCAAAGCUCAAACUGAAUAUGACUAUAUGGAUGGAGAGGGGGACUGGAGUAACUGGUCAGCGUGCAGUGUGACCUGUGGAAAUGGCAACCAGAAGAGGACCAGGUCUUGCGGUUACGCCUGCACAGCCACGGAAUCCAGGACCUGUGAUAUGCCCAACUGUCCAGGUAUUGAGGAUGCCUUCAAGACUGCAGCGACUGAAGUCAGCCUGUUAGCUGGAACAGAUGAGUUCAAUGCCACAGAGCUCUUUGGUGUUGACACAGACAGCUGCGAGCGAUGGAUGAACUGCAAAAGCGACUUCUUGAAGAAGUACAUGACCAAGGUGGCAAACGACCUUCCCAGCUGCCCUUGCUCUUACCCAACUGAGGUGGCGUACAGCACGGCAGACGUACACGACGCUCCCACGCGCCGAGAUUUCCGUUGGAAAGACGCCAGCGGGCCAAAAGAGAAGCUGGAGAUCUACAAGCCCACAGCCCGUUACUGCAUCCGCUCCAUGCUGACGCUGGAGUCCACCACGCUGGCCGCACAGCACUGCUGCUACGACGACAACAUGAAGCUCAUCACUCGCGGCAAAGGGGCCGGCACGCCCAACCUCAUCAGCACAGAGUUCUCAGCCGACCUGCACUAUAAGGUGGACAUCCUGCCCUGGAUCAUCUGCAAAGGGGACUGGAGCCGCUACAACCAGGCCAGGCCGCCAAACAACGGGCAGAAAUGUCCUGACAACCCCCAGGACGAGGACUACUACAAACAGUUUGAAGAAGCAAGGGAAUUCUAGCCCUGUAUAGAGUGAAAGGAGAAAAAAAACACACACUGCUUAAAUAUUCAGCUAAACCUCAAAAAUGGUGCUGAACCAUUUUUCAUUCUGUUUUAGGUCAAAUAACAAAUGAACUUUUAGGCUCUGAGGAACAAGACUUACUGCUCCAAGAGGAAUGAAAAUCCAACAGAGUCUGAAC
Molecule: messenger RNA, 1898 nt
Organism: Seriola dumerili (greater amberjack)
Lineage: Eukaryota; Metazoa; Chordata; Actinopteri; Carangiformes; Carangidae
Gene: ism1
Product: isthmin 1
Exons: 6
Coding region: 356-1720 (454 amino acids)
Biological process (GO): negative regulation of angiogenesis
Source: RefSeq, a predicted model, not a curated record